This is a messenger RNA of Penicillium arizonense, 5334 nucleotides long. Its product is annotated as Zn(II)2Cys6 transcription factor. Gene Ontology annotation, biological process: DNA-templated transcription; regulation of DNA-templated transcription. The transcript has 11 exons. The coding region runs from base 1 to 5334 and encodes 1777 amino acids. Lineage: Eukaryota; Fungi; Ascomycota; Eurotiomycetes; Eurotiales; Aspergillaceae. The record is from RefSeq and is a predicted model, not a curated record. Gene Ontology annotation, molecular function: DNA-binding transcription factor activity, RNA polymerase II-specific; zinc ion binding; DNA binding.
AUGAGCCCCCCUUCUCCCAAGAAGAGCGGCAAUCCUCCACCGCGACAAAUCCGCUUUGUCGCAACCGACGGCCAGCCGCAAACCAAGCGCCGCCGGGUCAACGCCGCUUGUCUCACAUGUCGCCGGCGCAAGAUUCGAUGUUCAGGCGAGCAACCAGUUUGCAAGACAUGCUCUGACUAUAAGCACACUUGUCUUGGAUAUACCGACUCGACCGCCCAUCUGCGAACACAGUCCGAUUCUACAACCCGUGCUCCGCCGAAUCUGUCCGGUCAGAAUGGAUCUAGUGAGCGUGUUACCCGGGCUGUCGAGAGUUGUUCUCCGGAGCCGGUCCGGACAACCAUGUCCAAGCCUGCGGUGGACAAGUCGCCUAAAGUGAAAGCGCCGGAUGGAAAGGAUGCCUCCAAUCGGGAACCAUCGCGGGUGAACAAAGAGUUGGAUACACAAGUGGCUAUUGACAGUCCACGGAGCAGAGGGACCUCUGUGAGCUCAGGGAAUCGCACCCACGUCCCAUACUUUCGAUACUUUGGACCGACCGCGAUCGUGCCCGGCUUUAAGCAGAUGGUCGUACAAAUUCGAGGCUCUCGCAAGAGUAAUGCUUCUGCGUCUUCAGAUUCCCUCUCUCCUCUUCGGAGCCCCAAGCCUUCCGGUAUCACGACUGGACCCUCGGCCCCGAUAGCAGAGAACCGUGAUAAUCGCGACGCAAAUACGAUCCCAUUCUACGACCGAGAUGAUACGCUGCCUGUUUCGAACCUUGUGUCCCAUUUAUGCGAUCUCUUCUUCGCCCAUUUGGGUUGCAGUUUUCCAUUCCUACAGCGCGACAGAUUCCUUCAAGACCUCAAAGACAAAAGAGUUGAUACCAUGUUGGUAGAUGCGGCCCAGCCUAUCGAUAAUUCGCAGCAACCACUAGACGUCAAAAAAUGGGAUCGGGGUCUACCUUUCGGUCACCGAGCAAUGAGCGCCUUGUUUGGGUCGAAUCAUGAUAGUGGCCUGUGGAUGUAUCUCGGGAUAUCGAUUCGGAUGGCCCAGGACCUUGGUUUGCAAAAGUUCCAAGGCCUAAAACACAGCUAUGGCCAGAGAGGAGUCACACCAAGCGAAGUUAUGACCGGACAUGCUGGGAAUUUAAGGGAAGAUCAAUACGAUGACCUUGAUGUGCAUCAUACUCCGAAGAUGACGCCAAAGCCUCUGAGUUCGGAACGGGCUCGAGAACGGGAACGUGUUGAUUCGUUCUGGAGCAUCUUCUUCCUGGACAGAGUAAUCUCGUCGGGCACCGGACGACCAGUGACAUUACGCGAUGAGGAUAUUGAGCUCUGCUUUCCUCUUCAAUCUGAAUCUCAACUACCGAACGGGUGGCCUGCACCGUUCCCGCCGCUUAUUCGUAUCAUUCACCUCUACGGGCGAGUGACCGAUCUUAUCAACGGGAUUCAGGAUGUUAAGCGCGUUACACCGGAUACCCUCAAGAUGCUUGCUGGGAUGGAAAGCGACCUUACUGGUAUCUACCAACGUCUAUCUCCGCGGCUUUAUUUCAACGCGGCCAACUUCCAGGCCUAUGUCAAGGCCAAGGAAGGGACUAAUUUCAUCCUUCUUCACUUCUGGUUCCACACGCUUAUCGUCCUGCUGCACCAGCCGACACUUUUGAACUCCUUCGGCGGGACAAUCCAACAUCUCUACCCCAACAGUCGAGAACUGUCCAUGUCAUCUGCCAAAACCAUCGCGGAUAUUCUUUCUUUCUCAGAACUCAUCGAUGGUAAAAGUUUUAUCGGUAACCCGUUUACGAGUCAGCCGAUGUACAUUGCGGCUUGUGCGUUCCUCAUGGAAAGUGCAUAUUACACAUCUCCGUCGAGCUCUGGCUCGCCUCCACCGCAACCAUUAUUGACGAACCAGUCCAGCGGAUUUGUGAUGCCUACCAUGGAAUCAUCCAAUGGAACAGAACGAAAGUCCACUCAAAAGCAUAUCCUGCUAGCUUCUGCUGCCAAGGAGAACUAUCAACGGUGCUACAAGGCCCUGAAAGCACUUAAUACGUACUGGGAAGGCACAGGGUAUAUAUUGACAGUACUGGAUCAGAAGGCCAAGGGAAUCGUCGAUCCUCUUCUUUAUACCGUGGAAGAUAUGGAGAACGCCGAUGGGUUCGCUCCAGGGCAGCCUCUCGGGUCGGGGCCUUGGCGGGCAGGCAAAACACGGGCAGACUCUAGCUUUGAUCCGGAAAGAGCAGGCGUGGCUGACAUCUCAUCGGAUGGAAGGCGGUCACCACUUAUUGAUCCAAGUCAAGCAAUCGGAUGGGCACUUGCAGGAGCCACGGGCUCUGCUCAGCCGAAUUUGAGCUUGCUUUAUCAGAUGCCCACGACUCAGAAUGAACAUCUUCCCAAUAAGCAAACAUACUCAUCCCGAUACAGCCACAGCUACCCUAUCCUCUCUCCAAAUGCCGGAGAAGGGCCCAGCUCCUAUGCCCAACCUCUCGCCCAACCGCAUGGCCUUGAAAAGCACACAUCAACCCUCACAACUCCGAACCCCAAAUACUCGCAUGUUCCAUCCCCAAGCCUCGGCAAUGAACCCUACUAUAUGAACAUGGAUCCAUCAUACCCAGAAUCAAGCACUCAAACAGCAAGACCGCUCUUCCCCAAUCUCCCAUCGUCCCAAAUGGAACCACAACCUUCCUACAACUACUCCAUACCUCCCACGACCGCAGAACACCCAAGCAGAAAUCAGAUGGGCUCUCGCGGCCCUGAUCUCCCCCCGACGAUGAUGAAUACGGAUAACGGGAUGAUGAUUGGAACCCACGACGUUGAUAUGAACUCCCUCCAUCAGCAGGACUCAUUCCCUUUUGCAAACGGCGAGAUCAUACCCUGGCUGGAGUAUCUCCCACAAGAUGUCCUCAGCUUUUUUGGCGAUCAUCAAAAUUUUCCCCUCAUGAGCCCUGACGAUGCGACACCACGACCUCCCCGGUGGCUUGAUGAUCGACCUGUCAUCCGUCGAUCCGUUGCCCUGCACAACGGGGCGUUCUCCAAACCGUACACAGAGAGUGGACUAUCUCACACUCCGGCAGCCGCAGUGUAUGACAAUCCUAUGGCACGGUUAAAUGACGAUAGUCAGCACGACGCAUCAACAGACAUCCUAAGCCCGCAACCAUUCGCCCCUCAAGGCAAAGGCUUCCUCGUUUCGUCGCUCGAAUCAAAACACAGCAAUGCCCAAAUGUCCAACCACGACUAUGAAUACAACUCCUCAUCCUCCUCAACCCGCCACUCAACAAGCGACGUCUUCGGCCACGAAAUAGACGACGAGCUAGAACACCUCAAGUCUAGAGCCUCGAGUCGCUCAUCGCUAUCUUCCAUCCCGGCUUCCGUCCUUAUCCACCCAGUCGACCGCAUAAAGCAAAUGAAACAAAUGCCCGACAUGGAUAUUCACGAGAAGAUCGCCGGCUAUAACAAUAGGGAAGAGUCGGAGGCUAGCUUUGGUGAUUUCAACGAGGUCCCUGCUAAUAUUCGCACUAUCCGACAGCGCGAAGCGGCAUUCAGGAAACCGAGCUCAGUUAGAGCUUUACAGAUGCAUACAGAGGACGAGGCUGAUGAUGAUGACUACUUGACGCCGCCGCGCCGACGGGCAGGUCUACGCUCGCCAGGCUCUUCCCCAUUGAAGCGUUCCCCCUACUACUCACCUAAUGGGUCGCAGAGCAAGCCGAAAGCCAAGAAGGAGAGGGAGCGAGAGAAGGAAAAAGAGAAAGAGAAAGAGUUCCCUCUGGUCCUCCUACACUGCACAAUACUUUCACCAUCAAUCCCCGUCCCCGGAGCCACAGACCCCCGAAACCAGGAUAUCCUCGAAGAAACCCUACCAUCAGAAUACUGGAAGCGAUGGCGGCGACUCCAAGAUCGAGUCGGAUCGGGCGUUCUCCGCGAUAGAGGCGUCCUAAUCUCGCACCCAGAAGACCUAUACGACAUGCUCGAAGAAAGACUCCUAGAAAGCUUAGAGCUGCAACGCCCCCGCCUGCAAAACGGGCACUUCCUCGGCCGCGAGGAAACCGACACAGCCGACGAACGCGAGAUGUCCGACGUCGGCGAAAGCGAAACAGACGGCGAACAAGGCGACGCCUGUCCAGACUGCGGCAGCCACGUCCGACAUGGUGACAGCAACCGCAAAUGGGAGAUACGCGUCUUCGCCGCGAAUGGGCUCAUGCGCGCGGGUGCGUGGGCUGCUGCGUGGCGCGAUAUGGAGAAGGUCGAUGUCGAGGUUGGGCUUUGGUUGCCAUCUGAUGUGCGGCGUGCUUUGGAACGACGGUUGGGCGAGGAGUCGAUGGCUCUUACACAUGCGCAUGACAGAUCUAUGUCUAUGUUUAUGUCUACGCCACAGAUGGGAUCGCCUUCGCUGCUUGAUGCUGAUAAUCGGAUUGUACCUGAGAUGAUGCAGUCGCCUAUGCCUGGGCAUGUGCGUAUGGCUUCUGAUGCUGGGUCUUUCCAGUCAGAGGCUGUGCUUUCGCGACAGGCUCUUCUUGAGGGCCGGAGGGAUUCUGUGCCGGAGUUCCGGCAUGAGAAGGUGGAGCGGCGGCAGCAGGGGAAGCAGCAGGGGGAGCAUCAGGUUGCGUUGAGGGUUCUCAUAGUCAAUUACCUCCGUGUCCUUGCUGCUGACCGGCGCAACGUUGCGCUUGUUUUGUUGAGUGUCCUCGUGGCUUUUCUUGCUAUUGGCUCUGUUCAGCAGCAGUUGCCGCCGUCUUUUGAUACCCGUCCCCUGCCCCGGGAUUUGGGGUAUGAUGUGCUGGAGCCUUUGGACGUUUCCAGUUCCAGCGUUGCCUUGGCGCCUUCUGUUCCUGUUGUGAGCUCGAUUGCUCCUGUAUCGACUGUUGAUUCUAUACUUCGUACUGGAGACUUGGACGAAGAUAAGACUUUGUCAUCUGAGACUCCGGAGCCGGUUACUGCCUCUGUUGAACCGUUUGCGCCCACGGAGGCUGCGGAGACUUUCACAGCACCCGAGGUGCUGGAGACACCUGAACCUGAAGGUGAAGAGCACCCGGAAUCAUCUAAGGCUUCUCUCAAUUCUGCUGGAACUUCCUUUGUGCCCACCGAGUCUUCCGAAGGUGCGGACGAGGCUCAGGUGCUCGAGACCGCUCAAUCUGAAAUCGAAGACACGGGUGAACCCCCUUCGUCUUCGACCGACUCUGUUGAAACCCCCGCCGCGUCUAUGGAGCCGACCGACCAACCUCAGUCCCAACCAGAGGAACUGGAGGAGGAUGAUGCUCUCGUUGACUCUAUCCAGUCUUCUGCAGUAUCAGAAGAGCCAGAGACCGCGACUUUACCCCCGACAUCGGAAAGCAACCAAUCCGAGUCCGAUAUCCAAGAAGAACUCUUUUGA